Molecule: messenger RNA, 300 nt
Organism: Drosophila persimilis
Lineage: Eukaryota; Metazoa; Arthropoda; Insecta; Diptera; Drosophilidae
Exons: 2
Coding region: 19-282 (87 amino acids)
Source: RefSeq, a predicted model, not a curated record
UUGCAACGAGCGAUAGAAAUGAAGCUGCUGAUUUUUGCCUGUCUGCUGGGUCUGGCCCUCGGCCACGAGGUCUACACCUACUACACCCCAUCGUACGGGUACUACCCGUCGACCUAUGCCCGGGCUGCGGGUGUCCUGCCGCUGGCCUAUUCCCGCCUGGUGGCUCCGGCCGCCGGCGCUGCCGAAUCGCAUCUGUACCACAGCGUGGCGACUCCCAACUCCUUCCAGCAGCAGUACCGCAGCGACUACAAGCCCCUGACCUAUGAGUAUCACCUCUAUUGAAGAGCGGGAGCGAGAGCG